GUUUGUCAUUAUUGUCAACAGUCAAACAAAAAAUAAACCUUUUCCUUUAAAAAGUUCUAAUGAUAAAAACAAAUAGUUUUAACAGCAAUAAACAUGGAAGUUAUUUGCAAUAAUUACAUGCCAGGUGAUUCGCGUUUAGUCGAAAAGUUAGUGUCAGAAUUGAAAUCGCAAGGGAUAUUCGAUCAGUUUCGCAAAGAAUGCAUAUCCGAUGUCGACACAAAGCCUGCAUACCAAAAUCUAAGACAGAGAGUCGAAGGGACAGUGACUACGUUUUUAAACCAGCAAGCUUGGAGCAUUGAUUUGAAUAAAAACCAACUGCGAGAACAGCUUCGUAAAAAUUUGCACGAAUCUGGGUUCUUGGAAACUGGUGUUGAAAGAAUUGUAGAUCAAGUAGUAAAUCCUAAAAUCAGCACAGUAUUCUUGCCGAAAGUGGAAGAUGUAGUGUAUAGGUUUUUAGGAAUAGAGAGACCAGCUGGUCGUAUUGUUAUUAAAAAGGAAGAGAAGAAAGUUAGUAUUACAGAUUUGCUACCUACAGAUUUAGAAGCUGUAUCUCCAGAAUCUGUAGACAGUUUCAAAACUGAGAAAAAGAAUGACAGUUUACAAGAUUCGUUACCCUCUAGUGGAAAAAUGGAGGAGGAUGAAAGUCCUCCAUUCGAACCAUUGGGCAUCCAAAACAGCCAUGAGAAUUCCAUGUCACAAGAUGACACCAAAAUGCAAAUAGAUGAACAUUCUAGAGAUUCCCACUUAUCUGGAUUUUCAGGUCUUGAAAGCCACGAAUCGAAUCAAGGCAGUGACACAAAAACUUAUCAAAUGGAUUUAUCCAAUCAUGAUUCUCUGAACAGCAUUGAGACCCGUUUAUCUAUCAUUACUUCUGAAGAUACAAUAAAAAUGGAAAUUUUUGAUGAUUUUACUGCUCAAAUUAAAAAUAAUAAAUUCGAGAUUACCUCAGAAGAAGUGAAUACUGCGAAUGAUGCUGAAAAUACCAUUUCUGUUGUACCAGACGUAAAAAAAGAAGAACCAAUAAAUGAUAUUAUCAGUGAAAAAAUUGAAGAACCAGAAAAGAAAGACAGGAAGCACGACAACAAACAAGAUGACAAAAAAUCAAGAAGCUCAGAUAAAAGCAAAGACAGAAAAGAGGACAAACAUAAGAAAAGCAGCUCAUCAUCCAAAGACAAGGAAAAAUCAUCGUCGAAACAUAAGGAUUCGAAAGACAAAGACUCUAAUAAAAAGGAUUCGAAAAGUAGCAGCAGCUCACACAGGGACAAGGAUAAGAGUAAAGAAAGAAGCAGCGAUAGCAAGGAUAAAGAUAAAUCUUCCAAAUAUAAGGAUAAAAACGAAAAAUCUAAACACGAAAAAGACAAAACUGCAGAGAAAUCAAAGUCCGACAAAGAUGCUGCUAACAAAGAUGAAAAAAAUAGAGAUAAAUAUAAAUCAGACAAGAAUAAAUAUGAAAAAGAUAAAUCCAGCAGCAAGGAGAAAGACAGGUACAAAAGCGAUAAGGAUAGGCAUUUGAAAGACAAAGAAAAAAGCAAGCACAAAGAUAGAAAUGAUAAAGAUAGAAAUGAUAAAGAUAGAAAUGAUAAAGAUAGAAAUGAUAAAGAUAGAAAUGAUAAAGAUAGAAAUGAUAAAGAUAGAAAUGAUAAAGAUAGAAAUGAUAAAGAUAGAAAUGAUAAAGAUAGAAAUGAUAAAGACAGAAAUGAUAAAGACAGAAAUGAUAAAGAUAGAAAUGACAAAGAAAGAUCUUCGAAAAGCAAAGAAAAAUCUGAUAGAGACAAGGACAAGAAUUCCAAAGAAAAAUCUUCCAGGGAUAAGGAUAAUUCUGUCAAAGAAAGAGUCAAAGAUAACAAUAAGGAUUACAGUAAAGAUAAAAUUAAGACUUCCAGCAGUAACAGCAGCAGUAGUGGCUCAAAACACUCUUCCUCUAAAGAAUCUUCCUCUAAAGAUAAGAAGGACAAAUACAAAGACAGCACUACUAAAACCCCCGUCGAUGAUUCAAAAUCCAAAUCAUCGUCGUCGGAUAAGUCCAGAAAGGAAGAUACCAGGCAUUCCAGCAGUAAAAAAGAUCACAAGGACUCUAAGAAAAAAUCCAAAGAUGAUCAUUACAGUUCGAAGAUCAAAAAAACGGACAGACGUUCGACGGAUAGAGACUCGAACGACGGUACUUCGAGUAAAAAUAACAAUUGCUUGAAUAAUUACUCGGAGAGCAUGUCGUCCAAAUCAGAAAAUAAUUCGCAGGAUCAGUCGAAUUCGAGUUUCAGCGGUGGAUCCGGUGAUUCUGGGAAUUCCGAUCAGGUGGAAUCGGCGACGCACAAUGCGGUUGAGAUUACUGUUGGAAAUGGAUGCGUUCAAGUAGAACAAUCGUUCGUUCCUAUGCAGAUUCAACCGAUGAAAUAUAUGAAACCCAAAUUCGCUUUGAAUUUCGAGGAAGCCAGAAAGAUCAUGAAAAUCCGUAAACAGCUAGCCAGAAUGGAGAGACAAAAUCAACUCAGUUUGACCAGAAUCGACGUACCGCCUAUCGAAAACGGUAUUGCUGUCAAAGAGGUUGAAAACGUCAUCGUUAAAGACAGCUUACCGAAUAAUAUCGAGGUUGAUAACGAGCAGAGUAUUGAUUUGUUAUCCGAUGAGACCGUAAAGGAAAAAGUCAAUAAUAUUACGGAUAAUCUUGUCUGUAUUAGUGAAGAUAGUAUUAUUAGUUCUAAUGAAGAUAAAAAGAAUUUAGAAAGAGAUGAACAUAAAGAAAUGACAAUCGAGAGCACGAAUUUAAGUAUGGAAAACUUCGAGGCUUUAGAAGCUAAGUUAGCCCAAGUUAUGUCAAAGAUAAACUAUAAUUCAUACGAAUCGGAUGAGGAUUACGAAUUCCACGGUUACAGCUCGACAGACUUACUCGACAGCAUUCCUAAGCAAGCGAUCGAUUUUCACUUUACAAACACAGAAAUGCAGUCAACGAAUUAUCGAUUAGAUAAAGAAGUUGAUAGUGUUUACAUUCUACUAGACGAUCGAUUAUCUCUCGAAUCCGAAAAUCAUCGAUUAAACAACGUACCAGAAUUGUCGGUGGUUCUAAAUAAAUGCAAUAGCAACGACGACUGUCUUUACCUGGAAAAACCGACGUUAUGCGAGGAAAACAAUUUGAAAUUUUUACGACAGAUCGUCUCGAAGCUACAGACGGAAAUUAACGAUGCCGUCGAAACGACCAGGAACAAUUUUUGGCCGUUGAAUCGAGGCAAGAAGCGAAAGUUGGAAGAAUGCGUCGAUUUUAGAAAUAACAACGAUAUUGGAUAUACCACGACCGUGAAUAAAAGGAGGGGGUCCAAUAGUUCCAAUACAGUCACCUCAAAGGCUAUUAAAAAAAGAAUGUGCAAUAAUACAGAUAUACCAGAUGAACAUUUUUCUCUUCCAUUGAGUCCAGCCGAAAGCGAUAAGUCGAAUGAUAGAAAAGAAGAGGAUCUGUUGAUACCGAUGAAACAGAAACGGAUUAUACGAGGAUAUUCACAACGGUAUUCCAGUGAGGACCUUUACAAACCCAGGCCGAUCAUUAGUAGAAGAAAUAGGUUUUCCAAGAAUACUAAUUAAAACCUUUUUUUUUUGUAAAAAAAGUUUUUAUUUAUCUUAAUUACAGUACAGUGCUAUAUAAAAAAUGCCAAGUAGGUUUUUUUAGAUUAGGUUCG
Molecule: messenger RNA, 3665 nt
Organism: Psylliodes chrysocephalus
Lineage: Eukaryota; Metazoa; Arthropoda; Insecta; Coleoptera; Chrysomelidae
Source: the annotation of a GenBank genome assembly